This is a messenger RNA of Acaulospora morrowiae, 163 nucleotides long. The record is from the annotation of a GenBank genome assembly. NCBI's taxonomy places the organism in Eukaryota, Fungi, Glomeromycota, Glomeromycetes, Diversisporales, Acaulosporaceae.
UGUUCCAUUCUUUUACGAACCAAAUUUUGAGGCAAAAAUUGAACCACUCAAGCGAUGUCUAGAAAUCAAUCCCGUUAAACAUUAUGACCCCGUUAUUUACGGAGAACAUUUGCUAAAGAAGGUCUCUGGAAAUUUUGAAAUUGUGGAUAAACAAGCUACCUAA